CAAAACAAACGGCAACCCCACAGAAGGCAGAAAAUGGCUGACGAAACUGGUAGCUCCGUGUCGGGGUCAGAACUGGCAGAAUCGACAAGCGACGAAUGCUUGGCUGAACCAGACGGACCCGCUAAGAAGCGCUUCAAGGCAGGCGAAAGAACGCCUGGCAAGUCUGACAAAUUGGAGCACAGGCUGGGCGGCAUUCUUUGCUGCGCGGUUUGCUUGGACCUGCCCCGCACCGCCAUUUAUCAGGUACGUGGGAGAUCAGCUGAUCGCAGAUCCAAUCCCAGGCUCGUAACAGCUUCCUCCCGCCCUUGUGAACGUCGCGGCCGAGUAAACGCGGCGCUUCACGGUCGCUCAUUCGACGGAGUGUGCGCCUCAGUGGGGCGGUGUAGGGUUGCAGUGUAGAGGUGUGCGGCGUCGAAUAUAUCUUUUUUUCCCCAGUAUACCUUCUUGUCUUUUGUCCUGGCAUAUGUUUUGUGUUCGACUGUUUAGACUUCUUUUCUGUAUAUGUAUUUCCUUACGUUAUAUUUUCAUUGUGUUUGCGUUAUGUGACUGGAAAUCGUGGCGUCGGUGAUUGGAAGUGUUUUUUCCGUUUUUUUUUUUUUUUUGGUGUGGUGUAGCGUAUUUGUCAGCAGUUAUGCUUACUGUUAACGCAUCAGCUUUACGGCUGAACUGCGGCUGUCAGAACUUCCACGUUAUUUGGUUGAUGUAGUGUGGCUGACCCAUUCUUUGCCGAAUUAAUAGGAAUGCUGCUCUCCAGUUUAUCAGUGGCACCCGCGCCCGAUGUUGAGUUCUGUGUUGAAAAACAAUGUGGACUGAAGGACAUUACGUAACGUGUAUUACCCGGACUUGUGCCGUCGCACGGGCUGUCAUGGUCGAAAGACGAAGAUGCACGGGCCUUUUACGAAGAUGUGGGCCGUUCUUGGUCACAGUUACCAUGCAAACACGGACUGUCUGUACAAUUUUUUGUAAAAUAAUCACUGGUGGUGCAAUAAACACAACCAAAGCAUACACACGGUGUUGGUUCUAUUGUGUAGACACUGUGCACAUGCAGUGCUGCCUUGGCUGCUUCAAUGGGCAGCAAAGACUGCAUGUAGCUGAGGGCAGCUAUUGCGAUGCCAUUAUAUAGUCAUGGUUUAAAGCCCCGUAAGGGGCCCUCUUUUGUUUGGCACAUCCAAAUUUAGUAGCAUGCCCUGUUUACAUUAUACUCUAAGGCCAUUCUGGGAACUGAGAUGUGAUGCAAUUCGUCAUGCACAGCUUGCUGGAAGACAUUUCAUGUGGUGUCAGGGAAAGCUAAAAUAUUCAGGAUAUCAAAGUUUACUCUCUGAGAAAGGGUAAGUAUACACUGCCACAGAAGAAGAUUACAGUAUAUGUAUCACGUAGUGAGUUCUUCCAAUAAUUUGGUUGGCAUGGGCCUUGACACCAGAAGUAUUCAUCAACAAGCUGCAUGUCCCUUCAAAGAUUCUAUUGUAGUUGUGAGCAUAAUGCAUAAAAAAGCAUUACCUUUGGCUUGGGUUUAUGGACAUGUACAUUUGGACACACUCCGGUGUGGUAAAGGCACCCUUAAAGCUUGUGGCUUGUUAUAGGCACUGUGUAAUAAGAUGGGUAGGUAGAAGGUAGUUUCAUUCUGCUUUGCAAGCCCAAUUGCAAGUUUAUAUUUAAUCAGAGUAGCAUGCCUACACAAUGGACUAAUAGACUUGCGGUUUAAGUCUACAUAGAGUUGACUGCACAGCCGAUAGGAAGGGAUCUGAAAGGUAUGGGACUUGGAAAUAGAUUACCAUGGUACCUUUGCUUGUGAUUCUCCGGAAGAUAAUUUUCUCACAUUUCGUAAGCUUCAGCGUGAAUAGCUUCACGUUUAUUGUGAGCAUGGAGAACCAAGCACUGCCUACAUUUAAGACACAUGGCUCUAGAUUGAGGACUGCACUGUCAAAUGGCAUGCUUUGUUCUGUCAAGGAGCAGCAUAGUGUGCUGUGUAGCAGGGAGAGGCUGUGGGACUGCCUUUUUUUGACAAAUUAAUGUCUCCAGGUAAUGUAGAAUAGGUAAGUCCUGAAGUUGUAAUUAAGGAUUUUGUCUAAACUUCUAGUAAUACAGCUUGCUUUUAUAUAUCUUUCUGCCUCUUUCAGGUUCGUAGACCAGAAGAUCCAGUCGAGCACACUUGCCCUAGCUGGGGAGCUUGCAUGUGUCUGUGUGUCUGUGACACUAAUCCACUUGACUGUUGGCCUUUAACAUCUGGUGCUAUAGUAGCUCUUACUGCAACCUUUCCCCCAGGACUCGGACAGGACUUGGGUUAUGGUUAACAGUGUUUUUGAUGCAUUGUUCCUUUUUUAUGCUUGUUUCUGUGCUACUGCCAUGUGUGUGUUUAGGGUGUUCGUGGUAAUGCACAUAGGUGUGGCAAGUGCCCGGGUUCCAGGCUGGGCCUUUGUGUUGUUGUCUGAUCACUUUUGCUGCAGUUUUUUUUCCCCCUUGCAAGGUUUUCUAACGGAGCAGCUUCCCAAGAGGAGAGCAUUCUGCUGGGGCAACCAUGGUGAUUUUCCUCUCCCUGCUGUGGUUUUGCAGUGCACCAACGGCCACUUGAUGUGUGCCGGUUGUUUUACUCAUCUCCUGGCAGAUGCGCGUCUCCGUGACGAGACCGCCACCUGCCCCAACUGCAGGACAGUCAUCAGCCGUGAGCUCUGCUCACGAAACCUCGCUGUUGAGAAAGCAGUUUGUGAACUGCCCACCGAAUGUCAAUUCUGCGCCAGUGAACUUCCCAGGUCACAGAUUGAACGUCAUGAGGCGGAUCUCUGCGAAGAGCGGUUGACACGCUGCCACUACAGUCGCAUUGGUUGCCAGUGGAGGGGUCCUUACCACGAGCUGGAGGUGCACACCCAAGUGUGCUCCCAUCCUCACAAAUCAGGCGGAGAAGUGAUGGAAGCCCUUGAGCUCAUUGACCAGCAGAUGCAUAAGGAGCAGAUGCUGUACAACACCAUCUUUGAACUGCUGUCAUUCGAGAAGAUCACUUUCAAUGAUUUGCAGUUUAAACCCUACCGCACCGAUGAGUUCAUUCACAAGCUGUACUAUGAAACAUCUCGCUUCACUGCCUUUGGCUCACAGUGGGUUGUAAAAGCACGUGUGAAUGACAAUCAGCGUGAUCCAACGCAGUCCUGUGAGCGCACCCUCAGCUACCACCUUGUGCUCAAGAGCAAAGCUUCAGCAUCCAUGGGCAUCCACUAUAUGGUUCUGAAGGGCCCAUUUGGAGACCUCAAGGUGAAUCCACGCCUGUACCAGCAUGAAUUUACAGAAGCUGCCAUGGAAAGCCCAUACCAACCGUUGCCAUUGCUGGACUCUGCCGAAUGCAACAAACUGCUUGCUGCCAAAGCCUUCAACUUUCGCCUCAUCAUGUUCCAUGUGACUAAGUGAAAUGGCCUCCAGUCAUCCAGAUCCCAAGCAUGCUGUAUAUUUGACUUACGUCCUUCCUGGAGAUCUGUAUCAAGUCCCACGCCCCACAGAUUACGUGUCUGGUGGCUCAAUUUAGAACCAAUUCCUUGUAUCGUGCAAAUAUACCCGGUCUGCUGUC
Rhipicephalus sanguineus (brown dog tick) is the source of this 3550-nucleotide messenger RNA. RefSeq names its product cysteine and histidine-rich protein 1-B. The record is from RefSeq and is a predicted model, not a curated record. Gene Ontology annotation, cellular component: nucleus. The transcript has 4 exons. Lineage: Eukaryota; Metazoa; Arthropoda; Arachnida; Ixodida; Ixodidae. Bases 2284 to 3393 code for a protein of 369 amino acids.